Linum trigynum is the source of this 1822-nucleotide messenger RNA. Lineage: Eukaryota; Viridiplantae; Streptophyta; Magnoliopsida; Malpighiales; Linaceae. The record is from the annotation of a GenBank genome assembly.
UCAACGGUGACUGGAUUUUCUGUUAAAUACUAACGAUCAAUGCUGGUAAACUCUAACAGACAAAUAAUUUAGGACACAAAUGUCAUAUUGGAUACUUUAGGACACAAAUGACACAUUUUUCAUAGUUUGGGUUUCCUAGUGGUAUUAGCCCAAAAACAAACACUAGUAUUAGUCUUCUCUUAGCCUCCAAUUCAUCAAAUUAAAGAUUACCAAUGACAAAAAUUUGAGAUGUCACCUCUUCUCCAUUCUCCUUAUCCAUAUCCUAGCUCUAUCCAAACUCAAGACUCUUUGCUUAGUCUCUUUGUCCUAUAUUAAGCAAUCAAAUCUAAUUAAUUUCUUAUUCGUUAAUACCGAUUGGGAUACCGAAGUACCGAUUGGGAUACUGAAAUAUUUAGAGAUUGGGAUUCGGAUUGAAUUUAGGAUGUAAUUCGGUAUACGGUAUUUGGUAUUGGGAUACCGAUACUGUACCGAUUUCCACCCCUAGGUGCAAUUAUGCUCGGAGCAGAUGAAGGUGCCUUUCAUGAUCUUGAUCAGAUGGAAGAUGUCCAUCCAAAUCUAGUUAGUGACCCUGAGGAUGAAGAAGAGGAAUGCGAUUUCAGUGCAGACAACUUCGAUCUUCUUGAAGGUGCUGAUGAUUCUAGCCCAAUUCAGACGCAGACGGUGAUGAGGUGCCUCGUGACCGUGUACCUAUCCCGUACUACAAUCACAUUCCAAAUGAAAAUUGAUAUGUUAAUGCCGAGAUGGAGCCCCCAGAGGUGCCAGUAUGGGGUCCACUCACUGGCUUUACGAAGGGUCAACAAAUUGUUGGAUUUUUUGGGAGGAAAAAUCCCCCGAUCAUGACGAGGAUGUAGACACGUGCAUAAACUUCUUUAUCACGCUCUAAACUUUCUUCCGUGAGGGGAACGCCUCCAAACUCAGGGUUGUGCUUACGCCUGAUCUCCGCUGUCAACCAAGUGAUGGAUACUUGGCCAUUGGACAAUGGUGGACGACCAUCCGCAUCGUGGUCUCCUUUUUCUGGCGGUACCAACCCUAUGGCACUCCAUAUGAAAUGCUGCCAACCGCUCAUAUUCGCAACAGCUUUAGCUGGUGGAGUAGAGUCCACACAAAUAACAUCGUAAUCGAUGGGCAAAUCGGUUAGGAUUGCGAUGUCCUUAAGUGUGAUGGUGAACUCGCCUUCACGAAAGUUGAAGCAAUGUGUCUCCUUUCGCCAUCUCUCCACCAAUGCGGUGAUGAGUUGGGGGUCGAUCUUUAUCCCAUUAAAGUGCCUAAUGGGAUCCAAUCUUUCCCUUCUUAGAAAGGGCAAGAUGACGUCGUUCCAUGCAAGCACAUACGUCGUACCCCUAUAGCGGACUAUAUGGUAUACAUCCUAGCGAAUAAUUUAACUUUCACUAUAAGUUUAUGAUUUAUACAUAUAUAAAUCUAUUAUAACAAACAAUAUCAAUUAAUGAAAUCAAGGUUUUUUCCCCAAGAAAUAUACAUAAUUUAAAAAACAAACAUAUUAAGCGUACUAUAAUAAUUAAAUAAAAUGAAUACCAUUUUCAAAAUUUAAACAAAAUUACUUUGUACACAUACUCAUAAAAUCAAAUAUAUUAUUUUGUACUUCGUAUUGAUUGUUUUCAAUAAUCUAAAGCAAUACAAGUACACUCGUAAGACUCUUAGGAGAGGUAUACAUCUCCUUAGAAACACAGCCUGAUUGACAGAAAAAGAGGGGAUCCGAGGAUCGCUUAGAACCCGAUUUUCCCGGGAAAUGGGAGGAUCAUGAUGAUCUCUUAAGACCCAAUUUUCUUAGGCAUGCAUUUCUUUAUAAAAAGUAUAAUUAAGU